This is a messenger RNA of Rubroshorea leprosula, 1073 nucleotides long. The record is from the annotation of a GenBank genome assembly. Lineage: Eukaryota; Viridiplantae; Streptophyta; Magnoliopsida; Malvales; Dipterocarpaceae.
GAAAGGAAAAACGAGGAAGCAAUUGAAGAGAACGACGGGAAUUUUCAGCUGCAGAUCUCCUUCUGCUUGCUCCAAGUUCUGCUGGUUCUUUUUCCUCUCUCAAGAGCAGACGAAUUCAACUUUAGCUUGAACUUCUUUCAUUCACAAACAUAUUUGUCUCUGUAUUCUUGUUUUCUAUGAUUAUCUGUUAAUUUCACUGUUAAUUUCGAUAUGGAUUCAUUUGCAAUUUCUUCUCUCGUUUUCCUGAUUAGCAGUUUGAUUGAGUCGGUUUUGAUCAGACAUUAGAUGCGAGGCACAUGGAGGGGUACCAUGAUGGGAGUUGGGAGUAUGAGCUUAUUGGAUCUCAAGAAAUCAAAAAGCAUGCUGAAGGAGCUUCUGGGGCAAUUGCCGACAUCAAAUACCUCAGGAGCAAGAUAACAGCUGGUAAGACCUGAUACCUAAGUCUGCUAUAGGAGCCUCUGCUAUAGGAGCAAGAAUCCAAAGGAGAAUCAUGCAAGAGAGAUUGAUAUCAAAGGAAUUUUGUUUGCAUUGCUGCAUUGAACAGAUGGCUGCGUAGGGUAGUGAAAAUAAGGUGUUUGAUUCUAAGCCAUGGAUAGGGAAACCAAACGACUGUCAACCGAAGGCCAUAAGCGCUCUUCAUGCCAUUGCCAUGAACACCAAUUUACAAGAAAAUGAAGAUCUGAAUGCCACAUUUCUAACAAUAAUUCCAACAGAACUGAAGGAGAAGUUGUUUCAAUUCGGAUCUCACAGCAGCUCCUGUAGCACCACUGAAAUCUGGUAUUCCUCUCUUCAAAGGCUCAAUGUUUAUCACCAAUGACAGGUCAAAUUGUUUCCUUUUAAACUUCCUGACCACCAUCAACCAUAGAAACAAAAAAUGAAGCACCGUGGAAAAAAAUUAUUCUAUUAGACUUUCUUAACACUAUAUUGCACAACACACGCGCCACGAAACUAUCCACCUCUAUAAUAGAUGAAUGAUUCAUUGUAAAGAAGACAUUUAUCAACAUGCUAGAAUCUAUAGAUUCAAUACUUCCUGUGCAUGGAUAAACAAUCUUGAAUCAAGAUUGUAAUUCACU